Molecule: messenger RNA, 971 nt
Organism: Mangifera indica (mango)
Lineage: Eukaryota; Viridiplantae; Streptophyta; Magnoliopsida; Sapindales; Anacardiaceae
Exons: 7
Coding region: 119-829 (236 amino acids)
Source: RefSeq, a predicted model, not a curated record
ACGUGGUGAUCUUUAACAAGAAGACAAACAAACGGAUAAGAGCGGAGCCGAGCUGAGCGGUGUAGACUGUCUUUCCCGUCGCUUAAGAUAGUCUAAAAAAUUUUCAUGUUCUGUCGGAAUGGCAACAUUACGCACUCCACUGCACAGUAGCACCACUCCUUUUGGUUUCACUUUCUCAUUCCAUCUCCCUCUUGCCGCAAAGUCAAACGGGCCACUAAUGAGGUGCGCAUUGUCACGCCCCGAAUGGCGGGAGAGCCGCCGAUUGGUCUCCUUCUCUCUCGCCCUUUCACACUUGCUUUUUCUCCCUAAUGAUGCUAAUGCAGGCGGCUUAUGGGAUAAAUAUGUGAAAAAGAAAAAGCUUGACCCACUACAGGUUUAUGUGCCCCCUGUUAUACUAACACAGUUUCAGAUUAAGGACUUAGAGAAAACUCUGGAGGUUGAUAAGCCAGAAUAUGCUAGCUGCCGUUCGCAACUACGUUCUGGCCCAGCUGGAUCUUUACGUGUAAAUAUUCGUGCUGUAGCACAGUAUGCUUCAGAGGCUGGAAAUGGCAAAUCUGCUUUCAAUGAUGUUGACCAAUGUCUCAGGGCCUUGGAAGAUCUGGAUUCAUUGCUUCUGCGUGCGUCUAGAAAUGAAGGAGAAACUUCCGUGAAAUCAAUGAAGGCAAAGAUUGUCACUGCUCUUAGUGCACUGGACAGUCUUCUUCAAACUGUCCCCUCUGAAGUGUUAAAUAAAGGAAAAGCUAUGGCUGAUGCUUAUAGACGCGCAAAUGGAGAGGAAGAAGGGGAAAUGUUGGAUCCAGAAAUUAAGAAGUUAGAGUCAAUACUGUAGAUUCAUCUGCAUAUUUUGGUGACUGAUCAAGUCUCUUUAUUAUCUUUUGUGAGGGAUGAUAUAUACAGGUGGUAAAUGGAUUAAGCGUUGCAUAAUGUUCACUCUUAUCAUAGUAUGAAUGAAUACGAAAGUUUUACCACUA